Molecule: messenger RNA, 789 nt
Organism: Hemisphaericaspora subhashii
Lineage: Eukaryota; Fungi; Ascomycota; Pichiomycetes; Serinales; Debaryomycetaceae
Gene: MCM1
Product: transcription factor
Exons: 1
Coding region: 1-789 (262 amino acids)
Biological process (GO): positive regulation of transcription by RNA polymerase II
Molecular function (GO): RNA polymerase II cis-regulatory region sequence-specific DNA binding; DNA-binding transcription factor activity, RNA polymerase II-specific; protein dimerization activity
Source: RefSeq, a predicted model, not a curated record
AUGACUUUCCCUAGAAUGUCAAGUGCAUCUGAUCCAAAAUUAGAAGAUCAACAAUAUGAACAAGCAGGAGCCAAUGGAUUAAACCAAGGACCUAAUUCUGCCGGUGCUGGUUCUGUUGGACCAGAUGAUGAUGAUGAUGAUGAUGGACCAUCAAGUGGUAAAACUCAAAAAGAAAGAAGAAAAAUUGAAAUUAAAUUUAUUCAAGAUAAAUCAAGACGUCAUAUUACUUUUUCAAAAAGAAAAGCAGGAAUCAUGAAAAAAGCUUAUGAAUUAUCAGUAUUAACAGGUACUCAAGUUUUAUUAUUAGUUGUUUCUGAAACUGGAUUAGUUUAUACUUUUACAACCCCAAAAUUACAACCAUUAGUUACGAAAUCUGAAGGGAAAAAUUUAAUUCAAGCAUGUUUAAAUGCCCCAGAAGAAGGACUUGGUGAUGAUCAAGGUGAUCAAAGUGAUGGUAAUAAUUCUGCCGAUUCUCCUGAUCAAUCGCCAGCUCCUCCAAAUAAUAUCCAACAAGCUCAACAACAACAACAAGCAGCUGCUGCCGCUGCUGCCGCUCAAGCCCAUCAUGUUCAACAACAACAACAGGUACAAGCUCAUGCACAACAAUUACCUCCAGGUGCUCAUAUAGGUCAUGGUAUGCCAUAUCCUCCAGGACAACAACAACAACAGCCACAACCAGGGAUGGCAGGUAUGCCACCUGGUAAUUAUGGGGAUAGUUCACAAGUGUAUCAACAAUAUUUUUCAAAUAUGCAAAAUAGCAAUAUGCCAAAUCAACAACAAUAUCAAUAA